Messenger RNA from Caenorhabditis remanei, 1050 nucleotides. RefSeq lists its product as uncharacterized. NCBI's taxonomy places the organism in Eukaryota, Metazoa, Nematoda, Chromadorea, Rhabditida, Rhabditidae. The transcript is spliced from 8 exons. The record is from RefSeq and is a predicted model, not a curated record. The coding region runs from base 1 to 1050 and encodes 349 amino acids.
AUGUUACUCUAUACCGCAAUGAAUUCUUUUUCAGCUUUGGUGACUAUCGCCUUGCUUAUUUCUACAGUUUCUUCCGCUGGAAAUGUAUGUAAAACGGGAAAUGUCUUGAAUAGACCAGUGAAUGAUCAACCAGUGUACUGGCCUGCAACAUGGAGAGAGAAUCAGUCAGCUCCCGCUCUCGAAGCGGAACAGUCUUGUAGUUGGAUCGUCACAGUUCCAUCUGGAUAUUAUGCGAAAUUGAUUAUUAGUGGAAAGAUGAAUGACAACAUUUCCCACUUUCAGACUAUUGAUUCCGCUGGAAAUUUUGUUCAAACGACGCACGAAGGCGAACAACCAUACUACUUCCCUUCACCGAAGUUCACAUUGGCUAUGUCCAAUGAGAAAGCUGCCACUUUUGGAUUCAAAAUCGUUUGGGGGAAAUAUCCAUCCGGACUUAAAUAUGACAUGGGAGUGUCCAGAUCUCCAGUAGUCGUCAAUAUCACAAAAGACAUCUUCGCAGCAGAAUACAGUGGAACGUCUGGAAUUUCUUUGUUUGCGUUCCCAGCCAAUCCCAAAAAUUACUUUUCUCUGAGAAGUACACUCGUUUUUGAGGGAAAAGAUUUCAACGGAAGAUAUAUUUCCAAUUUGUACUCGUUGUAUCAGUCUCGUAAACAAUUUCUGUCUUCUGGAUUAGUCUACAUUGUAAAUUUGGAAGCAUCAAAUGUUCUUGAUCAACUUCUGAUUCAAGAUUCCGCAUACACGAACAACUUGCAACAGUACUCGGAACUCGAUUGUCCGAUUAAUUCAACUUGUUCCGUGACUAUAAAUGGAGGAGAUAAAGCAUCUGCAUUGGUCACUGUUGGAGAGAAGCAUCAAGUUUUACUAGACCUUGUGAUGCAAGUAAGUGCUUGGGUAACAGUUUAUUACGGAUCAAUCAAUAACUUUGGAUAUUAUAAAAGUUACGCCGGAGAAUCAAUCCUUUCAAAUCUUCCGAUGACUUUCGACAGUGAAGUUGUCCAUUACGUCAUAAGUCAUGGAAAAGCCAGUUUCACAUUCCAGAUGAAUCCUUAA